This is a messenger RNA of Scatophagus argus, 1818 nucleotides long. RefSeq names its product tetratricopeptide repeat protein 9A. The coding region runs from base 261 to 1010 and encodes 249 amino acids. Gene Ontology annotation, molecular function: protein binding. The record is from RefSeq and is a predicted model, not a curated record. NCBI's taxonomy places the organism in Eukaryota, Metazoa, Chordata, Actinopteri, Scatophagidae. The transcript has 3 exons.
CCUGCUGGACGAUCCCCGUGGGACCACUGGCCUUGUAUAUAUCGACCAAUCGGCUCCUCCGUGGGGUAAAAUACCAGGACGGGCUACAACGGAGGAGCGCGCACAGCUCAGGGUUGCGCACAGUGAGGACGUAGCUUCGACAGUGGCGAGGCGAAGACGCGACCACACAGCUGUGAAGAUGCAGUGAGGGAGCUUCAAUUUCCCCGCUAAAUUAGGCUACAGCCGCGCGUCAGGGCAGCUACGCUAAAAUAACGUUGAAAAUGAACGUGAUCCAGGCUGGGCACGACGGCAGGAUGGACGAUGGCAGAGGCAGCCAGACCGACAACGGCGGCGGCUCCCCGAAGCUCCAGCAGUGCACUCAGCCUCCCAACAGCAGCAGCGGCAGCAGCCGGACCAAAGAUGCUAGAUACCAGCAGCAGCUCCAGCAGCAGAGGCAUCAUGGUGGGUCGAUGCUGAAACAACCAUCGCACAACGAGCCAGCCGACGUCGUGAGACGGGCGCUGGACUUCAAGUGCCAAGGCACCCAGUGCUACAAGGAUAAGAAGUAUCGAGAGGCGAUUGGCAAGUAUCACCGCGCUCUGCUGGAGAUGAAGGGGCUGUGCAGGGUGCUGGGGGAUCCGGACACCACCUCCAAGCCCCCGUCCUCCCUCCUGCCGACCGUCAGCAGCAAGUCCACCACGCUGACAGAUGAGCAGAAGGGGGCCAUGGAGAACGCAGAGCUGGAGUGUUACAACAGCUUGGCCGCCUGCCUAUUGCAAAUGGAGCUGGUGAACUAUGAGCGAGUGAAGGAGUACUGUCUGAAAGUGCUUCACAAGGAAGGGAAGAACUUCAAAGCUCUGUACCGAUCCGGUGUGGCCUAUUACCAUCUAGGAGACUUCCAGAAGGCCCUGUACUACCUGAAGGAGUCACACAAGCAGGAACCAUCAGACACCAACGUCAUCCGCUACAUCCAGCUGACAGAGAUGAAGAUUCGCCGGAAUGCCCAAAGGGACAAGAAAGAGGGGACAUAAGCAUUUGCUGUGUAAUGACUUCUCACCCUUCAGUAAUUUCAGCCCUACAGCGUGCCACCCAGACCCUCCACACCACGAGUCAGAGGUCUUGGUGUGACACAGUGUUUGUUUGCUUUUGCCUUGCACAGCAUCUGGUGGCCAAUUAUGUGAUUGAAUCUCGUCAUUGUGUGCUUGAAGCGUUAUUUUUUAAAAUGUACCUGAUAUUGAGUUUGUCUCCACGUUGCAAAAUUUAUCUGUUAUGAAUCCCAAGUAUUUUUUAACCUUUUCAAAUUGAUGCACUGCCAGUCCUAACACUGCACAUACAGGCCAACACCUGUGAUAGAGACAGAAACAACAAGGUCUGUAUAGUGAAUCCAGCAUGUCUGCGGUUGAGUGUAACUGUUAUUUAGCACGUGCCCUCGCACAAGAUGUCUUUUAAUUGGCCUGGAAAAAAUGAGGUACCAACCACCUACACUUCUGUUGCCAUACUUUAAUUUUGAAAGUACACAAAAGAUCAAGAUUUUUUUAUACUCUUGAUUACAUAUGACUUAAAGGUGCUUUCAGUAAGUAGGUUUUUACAAAAUGUGUAGGCAAGGACAUCAAGAGCACAUGGUCGCUAACUGCAGUGCUAACUUAAAAGACAUAUCACAAAAAUGUAAAUAGGCUACUUUAUAGAAAUGACAAAAAAUUUAAUGGAGAGGUGAGGUGUAUUUGUGUUUGUGAAUGCCAAAACAAAGAACUUCAUUCACAGCAUAUUCUGUAUCAACAAAUACUGUAUGUUUACUGCAAAGGUAUGCGUGUAAUAAAUGUGUCGUAAUUUUUGUUGUGC